AUGGCCAACGUUCUCCUGCUCAGAACUCCUAGCGGAAACGGCAGCGACCGCUAUGAGACCGCCUUGAAAGAGCAGCAUUACAAUCCCGUCUGCAUUCCCGUCGUCGAGACGACCUACACGAACCUCCACAAGCUCAAGGAGAUCAUAACGGAGGGGCCGGCGAAGCGCGGCUACGCGGGUGUCAUCAUCACCAGUGCUCGUGCGUGCGAGGCGUGGAAGUCCGUCACUCUCGAGCUCCUUGAGGGCGACCCGGAAAUCGAAGAAGAUGAAUCCGCCGACUGGGCUAAGGUUCCCUUCUACGUCGUCGGAGACGCCACCGCACGCGUGCUCACCGACAUUCGCGAGACUGUGGGCAGCUACCCCUACGCUCCGCGCGAUAUACGUGGUGCCGCCGACUCCGGCACCUCCGAGAAGCUUGCGCGCUUUAUCCUCCGUGACCUCCGCGACGCCGAGGGCAAGACGCUGCUCUACCUCACGGGCGAUAAGAACCGUGACACGCUCCCGAGCGUGCUUGACGGCGGCGGCGUGCGGCUUGACUCGCUGCAGGUGUACGCGACGCGCGGCUCCGAGUCGUUUGCGGACGAUCUGCGCCGCGUACUCGAUUCUGUCUCGUCAGAGUCCUCAGGCCGGUGGUGGGUCGUGUACUUCGCCCCCUCUGAAGCCGAAUUUACAACCCCUAUGCUGCGGGAGCAUUUCGCGCUGGCAUCUGCCGCUGUAGACGAGGAGGCAUCUAGCGCGACAUCGACAGGCAAGCGGCCAGCACGAAUUGCGACUAUCGGACCCACCUCCGGCGCACACCUGCGCGAGAAGCUCGGCUUGCGCGUCGACGUCGUCUCGCCGCGCCCAAAGCCCGAAGCACUGGUGGCGGCCAUCCACGAUUACGACGCGACGCACCAAUAG
Messenger RNA from Postia placenta MAD-698-R-SB12, 900 nucleotides. RefSeq lists its product as hypothetical. The transcript has 4 exons. Bases 1 to 900 code for a protein of 299 amino acids. Gene Ontology annotation, molecular function: uroporphyrinogen-III synthase activity. NCBI's taxonomy places the organism in Eukaryota, Fungi, Basidiomycota, Agaricomycetes, Polyporales, Adustoporiaceae. Gene Ontology annotation, biological process: uroporphyrinogen III biosynthetic process. The record is from RefSeq and is a predicted model, not a curated record.